This is a messenger RNA of Corticium candelabrum, 1819 nucleotides long. RefSeq lists its product as uncharacterized. The record is from RefSeq and is a predicted model, not a curated record. The transcript has 8 exons. Gene Ontology annotation, molecular function: calcium ion binding. The coding region runs from base 33 to 1574 and encodes 513 amino acids. Gene Ontology annotation, cellular component: plasma membrane; cell wall. NCBI's taxonomy places the organism in Eukaryota, Metazoa, Porifera, Homoscleromorpha, Homosclerophorida, Plakinidae. Gene Ontology annotation, biological process: homophilic cell-cell adhesion.
CCUUCACUCCUCCAGUCAUAUCGGAAACCUUCAUGCCUAAUGAUGUUGUCAUGACCAUCACAGCAACUGACUCAGACAAAUGUCCAACAGAAAGCAGUGCAGCUGGAUCAAUUACAUACAGUAUUGAAGGAAAUGCUGGAUCAUACAAAAUAGAAGCUGCAACGGGUAUUAUUCAGGUAAAUACAGCUGUCUCGGUUGGUAUAACAACGAUCACAGUACGAGCCAGCGACAAUGAUGUCACCGGCGGAUUGACUGCAGACCAGGAAGUUACAAUUACUGUUGAAGAAAUAACCAGUCCAGUAGUAGACUUGAAUGGAGCAGAAGCCGGUAUUGAUGUCGCUGUAACCUUGUCAGAAAGUGAUCCACCAGAAGUAGCAUUAGUAGAAUCUGGUGUAAGUGGUGUGGUACAGAGUAGCGUCUCCUUGAACAAGAUCACAAUCCAAAUCACUAAUCCAGUUGAUGGAACCAAUGAGAUGCUCGAUGCCUCUCCACCAUCAGGGAUAUCGAAAUCAUAUGAUUCCAGCACUCACACUCUAACUUUGAGUGGAGUUGCAGUCCAGGGUCUCUACUCUGAUGCACUAAAAUCAGUCAAAUACAAACAUUCAUUGAUGACAGAUGUAUUGCAGAUGACUAGUGAAAGCCUGCUCCAAGACAGAACAAUAGAGGUUACAAUUACAAACCUCAAUAAUGUUGAUGGUGUGCCAGCAACUGCCACUGUGUCACUGGAAGCUACUGUUAAAUGCCAAAAUAUGGAUGAGAUAGUAAUCACAGACCGAGCUGAACUGAGCAAAUAUUCCAGUAUUUCUAGAAUAGAGUGCAGUUUCAGAAUUAUAUGUGAAAAUACACGAUUUUGUGACAUCAAUUCUCUUUCUUCGUUGAAACUCUUGCAGGCAAUCGAAGGAGAACUGGAGAUUUCAAAUACACGCUUGACAUCUCUAUAUGGAUUGAACAACCUUCAAUCAUUUGAUGGUUUAAUGCUAACCAACAAUCCAGAUCUAGAAACAACAAGUGACCUCAGAAAUGAAACCACUAAUAGAAAACGAAAACGAAGAGAUGGACAUAGAAUCCAACUCCCUGGGCAAGUCAUGAUCCAGACCUGUGGUUUUCUGAAAGAUGUUCUUGGUCUCAAGGGCAUUUCAGCAAUAGCAGGAAAUGUUGUGUUGGAAGAUAAUUCGCUAUCUGCUGGAGUGAUGGGAAUGGCAGAUCUUACAAAAAUAGAUGGAAACUUGCACGUCAUAGGAAACAACGAACUUCCAAAUCUCAUGGGACUGAACUCACUGAUUACCAUAGGAGGUGAAUUCAGGCUGCAGACCAAUAAUGCUCUUACAACUGUAACAGGUCUAGAAAGGCUACAGGAAAUCGGAAAUGGCUUUGUUGUGGUCGGUAACAUACAAUUACAAAACCUCAAACCUCUAACAGAGGCGCAGCAAUCUAUAAGUGGUGAUACACCAAUCAGUUCAGUUGGCGACCAGAUCUUUUUUGUGCAGAAUCCAGACAUGUGCACAAACAUCGCAUUUUGGAAGGGACUUCAAACAGUAGUUUCUGUUCCAGCAGAACCUCCUUCAUGUUCAUAAAGAAACAACUAAAUACCUGCUGACAUGAGAUGUUUGGCAUAGCUUUUAGAGUCACUAUUAAUGACAUGCUACUUGAAGCGUAGAUGAUUGCAUACUGUACUUGCUGCUGUUUGUAGUGAGGCUAGCUAAUUAAUGAAAGCUGUUCUUCUGUUUGUUUAGUCACGCCAUUACGUUGUAGUUGAGCAAGUAUGAAAUGAGAUGGACAUGAAAAGAUUGAUAAAAUGGAAUGUUAGGCAAGUGAGUUA